Syngnathus typhle (broad-nosed pipefish) is the source of this 4276-nucleotide messenger RNA. RefSeq names its product zinc finger protein Eos-like. Bases 587 to 2272 code for a protein of 561 amino acids. Gene Ontology annotation, biological process: regulation of transcription by RNA polymerase II. The transcript is spliced from 8 exons. Gene Ontology annotation, molecular function: DNA-binding transcription factor activity; RNA polymerase II cis-regulatory region sequence-specific DNA binding. The record is from RefSeq and is a predicted model, not a curated record. NCBI's taxonomy places the organism in Eukaryota, Metazoa, Chordata, Actinopteri, Syngnathiformes, Syngnathidae.
GGAGUUGGCUCAUUUAAGUGUCUGUUGUCGAUUCUUGACGGGUGGAGAGCUUGUUCUGUAGCUAGUUCGUCGCUGGCUUGUCAUAGCAAUCGGCGAGGCUGCGGGUGCCAUAGCAACCAUUUCGGAAACACUGGCCGCCAUGGUUAGCAUGUCAUGUAGCUGGCUAAUUAUAGCAUUUUCCAGUCUGUGAACUUGUCACGCGUGUCACCCAUUGUCAUUGCACCCUUAAGCUACGUAAUGUAUAAGCAGCAAUGUUCAGUCAGUGAGCGUAACAAAUGCCAACGUUGUCGUGGUCGUUUUAGCUGCCUUUGGCUUUGUUUGCGCACAGCAAGCUUAGCUUAGCUUUAGCCGCCAAGGCCGACUGACGAUUUAGCUAUGAAAAACUGAUAACGCCGUGAAAUACGGAGAUGCAUUUCGAUUCUUGAACGUUCAGAAUGUGAACUGAAGACCAAUUGAUAGUAAACGAUUAUUCAAAUAAUUUUAUCAGUGGUGUCAUGAGAAUUGCAAGUGAGUCGAUCAGCUGAUCUGUAGCACGCUCAUGUUAAAGUUAGCUCUUGUGUAGCCCAGUAUUGGGUCGAACUCUAGUAUGGACGUUGAUGACUGCAAUGGCCAGUCUUACACAUCAGUUAAUAGUGGAGACUCUUCAAUGGAAAGAGAUUUUUCUGGAGGUCUCGGUGGUCGGACAGUAAGCACUCCAAACAGCAAAGAAACGUCACCUCAUCGCUCACUCAGUGCAAAUUCCAUUAAAGUGGAGUUGUACAGUGAUGAAGACCCCGGUCCCAGUAAUGACGAUGAGCGAAUGGAACGUCCAGAGGAAGGAGGCGUGGAUCAGGGAACGGAGGCACCUGGUUACAGAGAGCUUGCCAAUCAUGACAACAUCAGAUUGCCCAGUGGGAAGCUGAAGUGUGACAUCUGUGGAAUGAUCUGCAUUGGACCUAAUGUUCUCAUGGUGCACAAGCGCAGCCACACAGGUGAGCGGCCAUUCCAGUGUAAUCAGUGUGGCGCGUCCUUCACUCAAAAAGGAAACCUGCUCCGUCACAUCAAACUGCACUCCGGAGAGAAGCCCUUUAAAUGUCCUUUGUGUAACUACGCCUGUAGAAGAAGAGACGCCCUCACCGGUCAUCUUCGCACUCAUGCCGUAUCCUCUCCAACUGUUGGGAAGCCAUAUAAGUGCAGUUACUGCGGUCGCAGUUACAAGCAACAAAGCACAUUGGAGGAGCAUCUGGAACGCUGCUACAACUACUUACAGAGCGUGGAGUCGAAGCAGCCUAAUAGCGCUCAGCAUCUGGGGGAGGAGAUUAGGGAGAUGGAGUACAUAGCCGACUCCCGGCUUCAUGCCGCCUCAGACAAGAUGACGUUUGUUGAUCGGCUUGCCAGCAGCGUCACCAAACGCAAAAGAUCCAUGCCGCAAAAAUUUGUAGGAAAAAAGCACAUACAUCGUGGACAUGCACCUUAUGAGCCUCAAGCUGCUUUGGACAAAGAUGGAGAGACACAUCCAGGAGACUUGGAAGUCCUACACACUCCUGGAGGAGAGUAUGCAGGUGUAGCUGCCAGUGGAGGCGGGAUGGCGGACACCCUGCAGCCUCUCCAUCUCCCCACGACUCACCCUUCGUGUUUAUCCGAACUCCGAUCGAUGCACGGCGCCGCUUACACGCCCGGCGCUCUCGGUCUGAGGCUGGACUGCGUGGGUUCCGGUGCGGGGCUGGGGAGCGCCAAUGCGGGGAGAAGAGAAGCGGCGGAGGGUCACGAAGACCUGCCCGUGGGUCGGAGUCAGGCAACGUCCCCCAGUAACGGUUGCCAGGACUCUACGGACACUGAGAGCAUGCCGGACGAGCCGUGCAACAGCACCGCUCCCGGUGCUGCCCUUCAUAGGAACAACGGGCAUCAUCUCCACAACGCGGCUCCUCCUCAGCACUACAAGAUUUGGGACAGACGCAGCCCGGGUCACGCCAAAGAUGGGGAGCUCAAAAGAGAGGACGGCGGUCACCACGCGGCCCCUCCAUCUGGCCUCGCCCCGAUGCCCAGUUCACCUACGACGCCCUCGUCCACCUCCAGGGAGACACUGCGAGUGGUGGACGGCGAAGGGCGGACGGUGCGCUGCUUCCGAUGCGACCACUGCCGCGUGCUCUUCCUGGACCACGUCAUGUUUACCAUCCACAUGGGCUGCCACGGAUUUCGCCAGCCUUUCGAGUGUAACAUCUGCGGCCAUCGGAGCCAAGACCGCUACGAGUUUUCUUCUCACAUCGUCCGUGGAGAGCACAUCCUGGACUGAGGAACGGAGUCCGUGAGCUCGGCCUGGCUCGGUUUGGUCUGCACGGUGCAAAGGAACCAUAUUAUUUAUCAUGACGCACUUUGAAAAUGUCUUUGAACAUGCACUUUCCCAUCUGCACAUGUGCCUUGCGCCCCAAUUCAGGAUUCCCACCUGAUGCACAUACUGUGGUUGACCAAUCCGACCUGAAAACUCUCAAGCACUUUAACAGAUUCUUCAUCCCAAAAAGUCAAAUGUGAAGACAUCCGCCUCCUUUGAAGACACAUCCCUUAAAAAAAAAAAAAACUCACAUUUUACAUUCACUGUCAACUUUUUCCAGCCUUUGUUAAGUGCAGACCAAAUUAGAGAGCCAGGUCUAAGUUCGUGAGAUCUUUUAAAAGUUGUCUGUGAAUCCUAAAUGCACUUUUGGUUUUGUAUCAAAUGUUGGAGUGAUGGAAGUGAGUGUACUUUUAUGUGAGAUGCCCUUAAUUUUCUGGAAGUAGGAUGUGCAAGUGUACAAUGAAAGCCUUUACUUGGAUGACUUGACUACUCGUGUUGUGUGUCUGUUGUUAAUUAUUUGUUCUAUAACUGCUUCUGUUGCACUGAUACUUGCCAGAAUAUUCUGAUUAUAUUAAACUGUUUUCUAGAAUUUGUCACAAACUGCACAUUUCUCUCAAUGGAGGAAAAAAAACAUCACUGCCGCUGAAGUGGGAGAGUUUGAUCAUAUGUCAAAUCUGCAAAUGAUAUGUCAAUUCGGUUGCAACUAUUACUUGGUUUGAAUUGUGCCUUCCCUUGUUGUAAUUGAAAUUCAGUGACUAGUGCUGAAGCUAUGAAUUAACAAUCAUAUCCUCAAACAUACAAAAUGGUGUUGGAAUGGGUUACCAAAGAUCUCAAGUUGUCUUUAACGCAGGUGGGAUUUCUAAACAUAGAUCUACACAAGAGCAAAACCUCCCAGUUAUAUCAGCAUCAAUGUCAAAUAUGGCACUACAAAGUGUUCAAAUAUUAAAUGUGGCCGAUGUGGUAAAGCCUUUAUCCUUCAUUAGGGUUAUAUAAAGAUGAUUUUGAAUUGUAUGAUAUAAAGUGAAAACAAUUUGACUGUUCUAACAAGUCUCAAGAUACACUUUACAAAACAUUAAGCACAAGCCUAGAAAUGAAAGAGAAGCAACAAAAACCACAUUGAAACCUCAAAUAUAAUCAAUUUUUGUAAGUUGACUUACAGGUCCAUUUUAUUUUCUUACACCUUUGGUCAAAUUAAGGAUUCACCUAUCAUUUAAUCAUUGAAGUUAGCUUGCCUUACAUUCAAGUGAUUGGACUGUUGUACUAAGAAAUGUUUAUUUUAAAAAAAGUUCCCUGCUUGAUAUAUGCUUUAAUGUAAUGAGUAACUUGCACUGGCUUGCUUCCUGUAUGUAGUCCUUUUUGAUAUUGUGCCUUCUUUCUUGUAGUGUUUUUGCAACUAUUCACCUUGUGCUGCAAAAGUCCAGCUUUGUGACAUGCUCACCACCACAAACUUUCCCCUUGGUAGAACCACUUGACACUUUUUACAAGAGGUCCAUAGGAUAAAUGCUGCUGCUAAAAGCCAAAGAAAUCUCCCUGCAGACAUGAAACCUUUGCUGGCUUUAAGUGUCAAAUUAUUAAAAAAAAAAAACACACCCAUAGAUUUGUGUAAGCUGCUGGCUAUAUCACCUAUCCUCAUUUGCCUUCAGUGUGAGUGGUGUAAUUGUGCAACAAGAAUUGUGCUUCAGACCGAUGCAUGUGCUACCAAUCCUCAGCUCACAAUUACUCACUUGUAUGAUUGCUAAUUAUAUGAUUUUAGAAACACUUGGAUGUGUUUGGAAGCAUCUAACCUCCUGUAAAUGAGCUGAUAUUGCUUUAAAUUAAUGCAAACUCUGAAAUGUAUCAGUUAUGCAUUUCACUUGUUUGAUCUUAACUACUGUAAAUUUUGUACUGUAAAUAUUUACUCCAAAUAAAGUCAACACCUAUUCUCUUGUGUUCUGAAAUUCUAAAUCAUAAAUUCAAUGAAAAACUAAA